AACCUUGCCAGUGAAGUCGACUUUGAUAAGUCUUGGGCUGUCCUUGCAGAUGCUAUAAGAGAGAUUGAAAAUAAAAAUGCUUACGAACUCUCAUUCGAAGAACUCUACAGAAAGUCGUAUAAUUUGGUAUUAAGAAAGUAUGGGAAACAGCUUUAUGAGUCAGUCAAAAACCUAGUGGGCGAUUAUUUAUUUGGGAUCAAGGACUCUUUGAAUAUUAAAUAUGAAUCCAAUGACGAUAAGGUUGAGUUUUUGAAAGUUAUAAGCUCGCGUUGGGAAGACCAUAUGCUAUCCAUGAGAAUGAUCAGUGAUGUCUUGAUGUAUCUGGAUAGGGUUUAUGCAAAAGAAAAUCAUUUACCUUUAAUCUAUGAUGUCGGUAUUAAUUUAUUCCGUGAUAACGUUGUGAAAUAUGAUAACAAUAAAACUGGGAAUAGGUUGAAUUUGUUGGUCAUGGAGGAGAUAACAGCCAAUCGAAAUGGAUUGAUCAUUGAUAUAUUUUUGGUGAAAUCGAUUAUUGGUAUGUUUGAAUCAUUGAUUGAGGAUGAGAAAAAUAUAGAGAUGGGAGAAAAUUACUAUCUAAAGUAUUUUGAGCCUUUCUAUCUAGAAAAAACACAUGAAUAUUACGAAAGAAAAAGUUCCGAAAUAUUUGAAGGUAACAAUGGUACAAUGUAUCUAAAGAAAAUUGAUGAGCUUAUCACCAAUGAACAGAAUAAAUCAGCCUUGUACCUACCCACAGUCACAUAUCCAAAACUAAUGUCAUUGGUUGACAAGAUUUUAAUAUCGUCCAAGAUUGAUAAAGUUAUGAAAUUUCAAAAUGAAGGUUUAAAACAUUGGAUUAUGAAUGGAAAGUUUGCAGAUCUGAAUCUUUUAUACAGGCUUUUAUCAAGGGUUGACUAUUUUGACGGAUUUAAAAUUCAAUUGAAUGAAAUAAUUCUAGAAGAAGGAUUAGCUUUGGAGCAAAAUGAACUCGAGACUAUUCCUCAAGAAGGAAACGUUAAGGCUAAAAACCCUGGUUAUUCGAAAAAGGCAACCAGUCAAGCAAUCACAUGGAUUCAAAAAGUCAUAUCCUUGAAGGAUAAAUAUGAUUUGGUUUUAAAAAACUUGAAUAAUGAUGCGAGCUUACAAAAGACCAUUGAAAAUUCAUUUGUCGAAUUUUUGAAUAAAAAUGUUAAACUUGCUGAAUAUCUUUCACUUUUCAUUGAUGAUAUUAUUAAAAAGACUGGGAACAAAUCAGAGGAAGAAGUGGAGGAAAUCUUAA
Messenger RNA from Hansenula anomala, 1255 nucleotides. RefSeq names its product cullin CUL3 (gene CUL3). Gene Ontology annotation, biological process: ubiquitin-dependent protein catabolic process; protein ubiquitination. NCBI's taxonomy places the organism in Eukaryota, Fungi, Ascomycota, Saccharomycetes, Phaffomycetales, Wickerhamomycetaceae. The record is from RefSeq and is a predicted model, not a curated record. The transcript has a single exon. Gene Ontology annotation, cellular component: Cul3-RING ubiquitin ligase complex. Gene Ontology annotation, molecular function: ubiquitin protein ligase binding. The annotation marks the transcript as partial.